This is a messenger RNA of Perognathus longimembris pacificus (Pacific pocket mouse), 4677 nucleotides long. It is a transcript of the gene Ambra1, whose product is annotated as autophagy and beclin 1 regulator 1. The record is from RefSeq and is a predicted model, not a curated record. Gene Ontology annotation, biological process: autophagy. NCBI's taxonomy places the organism in Eukaryota, Metazoa, Chordata, Mammalia, Rodentia, Heteromyidae. Bases 312 to 4196 code for a protein of 1294 amino acids. The transcript is spliced from 18 exons. Gene Ontology annotation, cellular component: intracellular membrane-bounded organelle. Gene Ontology annotation, molecular function: protein binding.
CCGAGCGGCGGCGGUGGCUGUGGCGGCGGCGCUAGGUCCAGGGCUGAGUUAUCCGGGAGGCCGCGGGCUCAGACCACUUUCUCCCGCCGCUCGAUAGAGUGGACCCCCUGCUUUCUUCCUGCUUGUUCCUUCUUCCCUCCUCGGCUCACCUCGACCGCUGGGCUGCAAAUAGAGUCCGCGUCCGCUUUGCAGAUUUCCAUGAAGACAACUUACAAGGACCUGAAUGGCUUCGUUUUAGUUGCUUCAGUGUGUGGAGCUAUUACUUGCUCCUUCAUUUUUUGUGCCUGGUGUGACUGUGGCCACUAAGCACCAUGAAGGUUGUGCCAGAGAAGAAUGCUGUCCGGAUACUCUGGGGCCGAGAACGGGGCACCCGGGCCAUGGGAGCUCAGCGGCUUCUGCAGGAGCUGGUAGAGGAUAAAACCCGGUGGAUGAAAUGGGAAGGCAAAAGAGUAGAACUGCCUGAUAGUCCACGCUCUACCUUCUUACUGGCCUUCAGUCCUGACAGGACUCUUUUGGCCUCCACUCAUGUGAACCAUAAUAUCUAUAUUACGGAGGUGAAGACUGGCAAGUGUGUUCAUUCUCUAAUUGGGCACCGCCGUACUCCAUGGUGUGUCACUUUUCAUCCCACCAUCUCAGGCCUUAUUGCUUCUGGCUGCCUAGAUGGGGAGGUUAGGAUUUGGGAUUUACAUGGUGGUAGUGAAAGCUGGUUCACAGAUAGCAACAAUGCCAUCGCCUCCCUGGCUUUCCACCCUACCGCUCAACUCCUACUCAUUGCCACUGCAAAUGAGAUCCACUUCUGGGAUUGGAGUAGAAGGGAGCCCUUUGCUGUGGUGAAGACAGCUAGUGAGAUGGAAAGAGUCCGUCUGGUGAGGUUUGAUCCACUUGGACACUACUUACUCACAGCAAUUGUUAACCCUUCUAAUCAGCAGGGUGAUGAUGAGCCAGAAAUUCCCAUAGAUGGAACAGAAUUAUCCCACUACCGCCAGCGUGCUCUCCUGCAAUCACAGCCAGUUCGCCGGACACCUCUCCUCCACAAUUUCCUGCACAUGCUGUCCUCCCGCUCCUCUGGCAUCCAGGUGGGAGAGCAAAGCACAGUGCAAGAUUCUGCUACCCCCUCACCCCCACCGCCUCCCCCUCAGCCCUCCACGGAGCGCCCCAGGACUUCCGCUUACAUCAGGCUCCGACAGCGGGUCAGUUACCCUACCACAGCUGAGUGCUGCCAACACCCUGGGAUCCUGUGCCUUUGCAGCCGCUGCGCUGGCACUCGAGUUCCUUCCCUCUUGCCACACCAGGACAGUGUCCCCCCUGCUUCUGCCAGAGCUACUACCCCUUCCUUUUCUUUUGUACAGACCGAGCCCUUCCAUCCCCUGGAGCAGGCCUCGUCAGCGCAGCAGGACCAAGGCCUCCUGAACCGGCCGUCUGCCUUCAGUACGGUCCAGAGCAGCACUGCUGGCAACACGCUCCGCAACCUCAGUCUGGGUCCUACCCGACGCUCUUUGGGAGGCUCUUUGUCUAGCCACCCUUCUAGGUAUCACCGAGAACUAGCUCCUGGGCUGACAGGAUCUGAGUGGACCCGGACAGUACUCAGUCUGCACUCACGCUCUGAGGCAGAAUCUAUGCCCCCACCUAGGACCAGUGCUUCUUCAGUGAGUUUGCUAUCUGUGCUGAGACAGCAGGAAGGUGGCUCUCAGGCAUCUGUAUACACUUCAGCCACAGAAGGGAGGGGUUUUCCAGCAUCAGGUUUGGCACCUGAGUCAGAAGGAGGGAACAGUUCCAGCCAAAACAACUCUGGCAGCAUUCGCCAUGAGCUUCAGUGUGACCUGAGACGUUUCUUUUUGGAGUAUGACCGGCUACAGGAACUGGACCAGAGCCUGAAUGGGGAAACUCCUCAAACUCAGCAGGCCCAGGAAAUGCUCAACAAUAACAUUGAAUCUGAGAGGCCAGGUCCUUCCCACCAGCCCACCCCGCACAGCAGUGAGAACAACUCCAACCUGUCCCGGGGCCACCUCAAUCGUUGCCGUGCUUGCCACAACCUCCUGACCUUCAACAACGAUACCCUGCGCUGGGAAAGAACAGCACCUAACUACUCAUCUGGGGAGGCUAGCUCCUCCUGGCAGGUCCCUAGCACCUUUGAGGGCAUGCCAUCAAGUGGCAACCAGUUACCACCUCUUGAGCGAACUGAGGGCCAAACACCUAGCUCCAGCAGGCUGGAGUUGAGCAGCUCUGCUAGUCCACAGGAGGAGAGGACUGUGGGGGUGGCCUUUAACCAGGAGACAGGCCACUGGGAAAGAAUUUACACCCAAUCCAGCAGAUCUGGAACUGUAUCACAGGAGGCCUUACAUCAGGAUAUGCCUGAGGAAAGUGCUGAGGAAGAUUCCCUUAGGAGGAGGCUGCUGGAGUCUUCUCUCAUUUCAUUAUCCCGUUAUGAUGGAGCAGGAUCCAGAGAGCACCCAAUUUACCCAGACCCAGCGAGAUUAUCUCCUGCUGCAUACUACGCCCAGAGGAUGAUCCAGUAUCUCUCACGGAGAGACAGUAUUCGCCAGCGCUCCAUGCGCUACCAACAGAACCGUCUCCGUUCUUCCACCUCCUCCUCUUCCUCAGACAACCAGGGUCCAUCAGUAGAGGGAACUGACUUGGAAUUUGAGGAUUUUGAGGACAAUGGUGACAGAUCCAGGCAUCGAGCUCCCCGCAAUGCCCGGAUGUCUGCACCUUCACUCGGACGCUUUGUUCCAAGGCGUUUUUUGCUGCCUGAAUACUUGCCUUAUGCUGGGAUUUUUCAUGAACGUGGACAACCUGGCUUGGCUACUCAUUCUUCUGUUAACAGGGUCCUGGCAGGGGCAGUGAUAGGUGAUGGACAGUCUGCCGUAGCCAGUAACAUUGCCAAUACGACCUACCGGCUCCAAUGGUGGGACUUCACUAAGUUUGAUCUUCCAGAAAUCAGUAAUGCCUCCGUGAAUGUGCUGGUACAGAACUGCAAGAUCUACAAUGAUGCCAGCUGUGACAUUUCUGCAGAUGGACAACUCCUGGCAGCAUUCAUCCCUAGCAGCCAGAGGGGCUUUCCUGAUGAAGGCAUCCUGGCAGUGUACUCCCUGGCCCCUCAUAACCUGGGGGAAAUGCUUUACACCAAGAGAUUUGGUCCCAAUGCUAUUUCAGUGAGCCUGUCUCCAAUGGGCAGAUAUGUAAUGGUGGGCUUGGCCUCCCGAAGGAUACUGCUGCACCCCUCCACAGAGCACAUGGUAGCCCAAGUCUUCAGGCUGCAACAGGCUCAUGGUGGUGAGACAUCAAUGAGGAGAGUUUUCAAUGUCCUUUACCCAAUGCCUGCUGACCAGCGGAGACAUGUAAGCAUCAAUUCAGCCCGUUGGCUGCCUGAGCCAGGACUUGGCCUGGUCUAUGGCACCAACAAAGGAGACCUGGUGAUCUGCCGACCAGAGGCCUUAAACUUUGGUAUUGAAUACUACUGGGACCAGCUGAAUGAGACCGUGUUCACUGUCCAUUCCAGCAGCAGGAGCAGCGAGCGGCCUGGAACCAGCAGAGCUACGUGGAGGACAGACAGAGACAUGGGUCUGAUGAAUGCAAUUGGGCUGCAGCCCCGGAAUCCCACCACCUCUGUGACAUCGCAGGGCACACAAACUCUAGCCCUUCAACUGCAGAAUGCUGAAACACAGACUGAGAGAGAGGAGCAGGAGUCAGGGACAGCAGCCACGGGUCCUGGGGAAGGUGAGGGCCCAGAGUAUGGUGCCAGUGGGGAGGACGCGCUCAGCAGGAUCCAGAGGCUGAUGGCAGAGGGGGGCAUGACCGCGGUGGUGCAGCGGGAGCAGAGCACCACCAUGGCCUCUAUGGGUGGCUUCGGCAACAACAUUAUUGUCAGCCACCGCAUUCACCGUAGCUCACAGACAGGCACCGAGUCUGGAGCUGCCCGCACCUCCUCACCCCAGCCCUCCACCUCUCGGGGACUGUUACCAGAACCUGGACAAAUGGCAGAGCGAGGCCUAAACCCCCGGACAGCCUCCUGGGACCAGCCUAGUACCUCUGGGCAGGAGCUACCCCAGCCAGCCCCACCCUCUUCCUCCCCUGUCCCUAUUCCUGUCCCCUCUCCCAACACUGAGGGACCAACCCUGCACUGCGACCUGACCAAUAACAGCUACCUUCCAGAAGGGGAAGCCGCAGGCCCCAGUGGGGAGCCACGGAACAGGUAGAGACAAAGUCUGCACUGCAGCCUCCCCUCAAGCCGCUGAGCAGAAGCCGGACCUCACAGCUGACUGGGAACUGUACAUGCAGAAGAGCUGCUGGCUACAUCAGGGAGCACGAUGAGUAGGAGGGCAGGAAUGAGGAAUCAGUAGGGAGGGACAGGCCACUAUGCAAGGCAUGCCUUGGGGGCUAGAACCUUCCAGGAUCUGAAGCCCAGGGAAGCCAAACUGCUAGAUCUGGUGAGAAGGAAGAAACAGUGGAUAUUUCUGCCAUGAACCCCUCCCUCACCCCCUUCUUCUAGGAUCAUGGGCUCAGGGGACCUGACCCUGGGCAGAAACCCAGAAGAGUGAACAGUCUUCCAGAUCUGGGCCACACUCUCCUAGAUAAAGGCCAGUGGGAUCGCUUUGGCCUGGCCCCCAGAAACCGCCUCCACCUCUGAGCCUUCCAGAGCUUCAGCCUCUUCAUCAUCUUGGCCCACAAAAAAAAAAA